AUGUCCACACGGAUGUGUUUGCCUCGAAACUGCAAAGCUAGAUAUAAGCCUGGAAAGACUGUGCGGUUUCCUUUGUACCUCGCUCAUGUUGUAUGUGAGCGCCGCUCUUGCAGAGUCUACGUGUUUGAAGACAACGUAGGCAUUCAAACUGUGGAAGGGAGAGAGAGUAUGAGACAGGCAGCAGGGAUUGCAUACCUGCUUCGGUUGUCGCUGAGGUUGCGAGUUAUGACAGCGCCCCUCCUUGGCAUCUUGCGGCAUUCCUCGUCUUGUUCCCGCAAGCUAGCAUCAGCUUCAUCUUCCAGCUGCUCAUCAUCACACUCAUCGCUAUCUUCAUCCUCCGUUACCUCUGGUGCUGGCCUUGGCCUCUUUGGCAUGCGCGCUGCUUCUCCAUCAUCCACAUCCGCGGCAGCGCGCUUGAAUGGAUUGGAGGAGGAGAAGAGCGAGGAGGCGGCGGCACACACCUGUUCGGGCGCCAUCGGGAGGCCUUGCCCUAGUCUGACAAGCCUAGGUCAUACUCGUAUGGCUGCUGUGGCCGUGCAGGUGUGGUGUGCGAGCGCCUCGAUCGAACAGGGGCUUGGGCGGCGGAGGCAAAACGCCAGCAGCGUCGAGUUUGGCGGCAGUGGUCAAGAGCUGCUCGGGGCGAGGGCGGCGACACCAGCAAAACCGGAGCAACGGUGGCGCUGGGAGGACAUUCUGCUCGUCCACGAUGCAAGCGAUGAGCUGAAGCGGUCCAUUGUCUCCAAGAGGAAGGUGGCGGCAGCCGCGAUGGUGGCAGCGAUGCAAGCCGCCAAGUUUGGGCCGACCUUCUCCAACUGCAUUGUUGGCCACCUCUCCCACUUCAUGGACACCGUCAUCACCAGGGCAGUGGUGCUCAAGCGCGACCCCAGCUACGCUCACCUCUCCUUCGCCACCCGAGCCAGGUACUGCAUUGACAAGUCCCGCGUGGUGCCGCUGAUAAGAUGGCUGCGACACAACAACUUGACGGCCUCCAAGAUUGGGGAGCUCAUCUGCUACGUCGGGGACGAGGUGGAUCACCUCCGCUUGCGGGUGGAGUGGCUCAAGAAUCUUCACGUCAAGGGGAGAGACCUGGGUGCGGUGCUCAGCAAGCAGCCCGCGCUCCUCCUGCGACCUUUCAACGAGCUCAACCACAACGUUGCUCUUCUGGAGAACGCGGGACUCAAGAGGGAGUGGAUGGGACUCGUCUUCACCUUCUCUCCUUCGGUCUUGCUUGAGGAUCACGACCAACUCAAUCGAAGGAUUGGAAUGUUUACCGAGUUAGGAAUUGACGAGUACAGCUUUGGAACAAUGGCAUUCAACUUCCCUCCUAUCCUUGGCCGUCUUUCAAUCCAGGAGAUGGCUGCAAAGUUGGAUUAUCUGCGAGGCUUUGGGCUGGGAGACCACACAAUCGGAAACAUGGUUGUAACGCGGCCUCAUUUACUGGGUGCCAGUGUGGAAGAGUCGUGGCAACCAAUUGUCAAGUUCCUGUAUUGCCUGGGCAUUGAGCGCUCAGGCAUCCGAAGGAUUCUGUCCCUCAACCCCUCUGUCCUCUGCCUCGACCUUUCCAUAAACAUUGUUCCAAAGGUCCAGUUUCUGAGAGCCAUCGGCGUGCACGAGGAAGUGAUUGGGCAGGUGCUCGUUGGCUUCCCGCCGUUGCUCACCGCAAGCCUCAACAAAAGGAUCAGGCCCGUGGUCCGGUUUCUCCUCGACGAUGCUGGUGUGAGCGAAGACAAGAUUGGCAAGGUGAUUGCGGCACAGCCCGAGAUCAUAGGAUGUAGCCUCAACCUCCGGCUGUCGGACAACGUGAGGUUUUUCAUGUCCUUGGGAAUACAGAGCCAUCAGCUGGGCCAAAUGAUCGCAGACUUCCCCAUGCUUGUCAAGUACAAUCCAGCGGUUCUUGAGCCCAAGUAUCUCUACCUCAAACGUGUAAUGCGACGGCGGCUAGAGGAGGCGAUCAAGUUUCCCAGGUUCUUCAGCUACGCUCUAGAGUCGAGGAUAGUUGCGAGGCAUGAGCUGCUGGAGAGCAAGGGCCUGCAGUUUAGGCUCAAGCAGAUGCUAGCUUGCAGCGACGAAGAGUUUGGACGCAAGGUGUACGCUGCGGAGCGAGGCCUUGUGGAGAGAGAGACAAGCGACAGUGAUGAUAUUAGGGCUUGAGGUGAGAUGGCCUGCCCGUUUGGUGGAGCGACUCACGAGGUGAGCGACAGCAGCCCCAAGUGCCCACUUGGCUACGACACUGCCUCGUUCAAGCUCGGCCCCUUGAGCUGCCUAGUGUGCCGGGCUCUCCUCUUCAAGGCCGCGCGCUGCCUUCCCUGCCGCCAUGUCUUUUGCAGGUAAAACACAGACGAGACGAGAAAUUUGUGAA
Molecule: messenger RNA, 2359 nt
Organism: Selaginella moellendorffii
Lineage: Eukaryota; Viridiplantae; Streptophyta; Lycopodiopsida; Selaginellales; Selaginellaceae
Product: transcription termination factor MTERF2, chloroplastic
Exons: 7
Coding region: 1-2151 (716 amino acids)
Biological process (GO): regulation of DNA-templated transcription
Molecular function (GO): double-stranded DNA binding
Source: RefSeq, a predicted model, not a curated record